CUUACCAUAACGCCGGCUCGAGAUCGAGAGGGAGAGGGGUGGGAGGCCCUCCAAGCUGCAGAAGGGAAUUGCGUCAUCUAGCGCUGUUUCUCUCGAAAGGCGGAGACGGACAGUCUUUCUAUCUCUCUCUGGAAAUUGGAACUCUCAUCAGUCGCAUGAUCCUUCCCUAGUUAAUCCUUUCUCUCAGCGACAAUGACAACUUCGCUCUCUUCAGUCGAGUUGAAUUAUCUCGUCUUCCGUUACCUCCAAGAAUCAGGUUUCACGCAUUCUGCUUUUGCUUUAGGAUACGAGGCUGGUAUCAACAAAUGCAAAAUUGAUGGCAAUUUGGUUCCUCCUGGUGCUCUUAUCACAUUUGUUCAGAAAGGACUUCGGUAUAUGGAGAUAGAAGCGAACUUGAGUAAUAGUGAGGCAGAUGUAGAUGAAGAUUUUGCAUUUUUAGAACCUUUGGAUCUCAUUACAAAGGAUGUAAAUGAACUGAGGAAAAUGAAGGAGGAGAAAAAGAAAGAUCCAAGAAAGUGUAGGGACAAAGAGUUUGACAAGGAAAAUGAUGGUGAACGUAAACAUGCAAGAGAUCGGGAAAGACAUGACGGGGAGAAGGAACAGGAAAUUGACAGAGAGAAAAUAGUAAAGGACAAGGAGAAAGAGAAGCAGCAUGAGGAGCAUGCAGACACAGUAAUGGUUACAGAUCAAGACAAUAAUGUUGAUGUAAAACAUGAAGAUAAUGGAAUAUCUGGAGGACCUGAGCCAAUGGAUAUCACCAUACCAACUGCUCAGUCUUGUGAAAUUCCAAGUUCUGAUGUGACUAUUCUGGAAGGACAUACUUCCGAGGUUUGUGCUUGUGCAUGGAAUCCAGCAGGUUCGCUUCUUGCUUCAGGGUCUGGAGAUUCUACAGCUCGGAUAUGGACAAUUGCAGGUGGAACCAGUGGAUCUAAUUUACAGAAUGGACCUUCAAAUGUGUUGGUGCUGAAGCAUGUUAAGGGCAGAACAAAUGAGAAAAGCAAAGAUGUCACAACUCUUGAUUGGAAUGUGGAAGGGACUCUGCUUGCAACAGGUUCAUAUGAUGGGCAAGCUAGAAUUUGGAGUUCUAAUGGUGAGCUAAAGAGUACUUUAAUCAAACACAAAGGACCCAUUUUCUCUCUGAAGUGGAACAAGAAAGGAGAUUUUAUUCUUACUGGAAGCUGUGACAAAACUGCUAUUGUGUGGGAUGUGAAGAACCAGGAAUGCAAACAACAAUUUGAAUUCCAUUCAGGUCCAACACUUGAUGUUGACUGGAGAAACAAUGUUUCAUUUGCAACAAGCUCCACAGACACUAUGAUCUAUGUUUGCAAGGUUGGAGAGAACCGCCCAUUCAAAACCUUUUCUGGGCAUCAGGGUGAAGUUAAUUGUGUCAAGUGGGACCCCACAGGUUCAUUACUGGCCUCUUGCUCUGACGAUAUCACUGCAAAGAUAUGGAGUAUUAAGCAGGACAAACAUGCUCACGAUUUAAGGGAGCAUACUAAGGAGAUAUACACUAUCAGGUGGAGUCCCACUGGACCUGGCACGAACAACCCUAACAAGCAGUUAUUAUUAGCAAGUGCUUCAUUCGACUCCACAGUGAAGUUAUGGGAUGUUGAGCUAGGGAGACUGAUCUGCAGCUUGAAUGGCCACAGGGAUCCUGUGUACUCCAUUGCUUUUAGCCCAAAUGGUGAUUAUUUGGCGAGUGGAUCCCUUGACAAGUCGUUGCACGUUUGGUCUCUGAAGGAAGGCAAGAUCGUGAAAACCUAUACGGGCAAUGGGGGCAUAUUUGAGGUCUGCUGGAACAAGGAGGGAGACAAGAUAGCUGCUUGCUCUGCGGACAACACAGUUUGUGUCUUGGAUUUUAGAAUGUAGGAGAUAGGAGAUGCCUGGUUUUACUUGAUGUUAGGAAUCAAGCGUUGCGUUAGUUAGGGAAAAGGUGGUUGGUGAUAGGAGGGCGGGCUGCCAUAUAGGCUUCCGUUUCUCCUGUAAAUGAGAUAUGAUUUUGCUUACUAAUUUGGAUCGCCAUGUAAAUCCAGUGUUCAUGUUCCUAACUUUAAAUAGAUGAUUCGGUCUUUAACUUUAA
Diospyros lotus (date-plum) is the source of this 2080-nucleotide messenger RNA. Its product is annotated as WD40 repeat-containing protein HOS15. Gene Ontology annotation, biological process: regulation of transcription by RNA polymerase II. The record is from RefSeq and is a predicted model, not a curated record. The transcript has 14 exons. Gene Ontology annotation, molecular function: protein binding; transcription corepressor activity. Lineage: Eukaryota; Viridiplantae; Streptophyta; Magnoliopsida; Ericales; Ebenaceae. Gene Ontology annotation, cellular component: histone deacetylase complex. The coding region runs from base 193 to 1869 and encodes 558 amino acids.